GUUUAAGGGAAUCCCAAAGUUUAUAUAUAACAUUGUUGGACUGACCUGUCAAUUGAUCUGAAGAAGCACCAAGUGUCAGUGACAUUGGACAAAGUUGUUUAUUUGACUUUAAGACUCAGGAACCCUGCUGAUCUUUUUUUUAGUUAGAUGGGAGGUAGCUUCUUUGAGAGUUUUGGUGGCUUGAAAGAAUGUUCAGGUGAGGUAGAAAUGCUUAAAGAAUACUUAUUGCAGAUCAAUUUCCAACGACUUUGAGGAAGGAGAGGAAAAAGCAUCGUAUUUUGCAUCUCUACUGGUAGCAGCGCUGUAUCAGGGAGACAAUAAGUAAAAAAAAAGUGGAGCCACAUUUCAGAUUUCGUCUUCAAGAUUUAACACUCUUGGGAUAGAUCUUGUUUGUUUCAAUAAUCCUCUCCGCUAAUCUGAAGCAAGCUUGGUGAGACAGGCAGAAGAAUACUCGGUUGUAGGAGAAUCAGAAACAUGUCAGCACUUUUCAACUUCCAUUCCUUUCUGACAGUGGUGCUUUUGGUGAUUUGCACUUGCACAUACGUGAAGAUGCAAUUCCCCACUCUCCUCGAACAGAAAACAGGGUUUCGAGGUUUCUUUUGGAAGGCAGCUAGAAUAGGUGAACGAUUGAGCCCUUGGGUAGCUGCUGGAUGCUUUACAAUGGGAGUCUCAAUAAUAUUCUUCUAAGGACUGGAGAAACUUGUGUGUAUUGGGUAAAAGCUGCAUCUUUUGUUCUUACAGAGAGUUCGCUACUGAACCGCAACGUUAUUUGUUUGCAAACAUUGUGGGGAUUUUGAGGCAUGAUCUCCACAAUUAUCUUUCUUCUGGUUGUUUGUUAAGUAACUAAUGGGGCUUCUAUAAUAAAAGUACUAUUCCUUCUCAAUA
Molecule: messenger RNA, 885 nt
Organism: Diospyros lotus (date-plum)
Lineage: Eukaryota; Viridiplantae; Streptophyta; Magnoliopsida; Ericales; Ebenaceae
Exons: 7
Coding region: 475-687 (70 amino acids)
Biological process (GO): intracellular transport; protein secretion
Source: RefSeq, a predicted model, not a curated record